This is a messenger RNA of Papilio polytes (common Mormon), 509 nucleotides long. Its product is annotated as von Willebrand factor-like. The coding region runs from base 55 to 492 and encodes 145 amino acids. The transcript is spliced from 3 exons. The record is from RefSeq and is a predicted model, not a curated record. NCBI's taxonomy places the organism in Eukaryota, Metazoa, Arthropoda, Insecta, Lepidoptera, Papilionidae.
ACUAUUUCAUCAGAGUUCUUGCAAUCUUCGUCAGUAUUAGGUGCUUUUGAAACAAUGUUAAGGAUUGUGGGUUUGCUAGUGUUAGGAGUUGUUUCCAGAGGUUUUUACGUCGCUAAUGAGGAGUGUCCAACGAAUGAAGAGUAUCUGCUAUGUGGUUCAUCAUGUCCGUACAACUGCACCAACCCGCCGGAGAAGGUGGUCUGUGCUGAGGAGUGUAUUGAGGGUUGCUUCUGCGUCGCCGGCUACUUGAGGAACGAGACUGGAACCUGUGUGCCGGCUGAAGAAUGUGUUAAAGCUGGUACUGCUCCCAUGUGUGGUGACAACGAGGAGUUCAUGCCGUGCGGGAGCGCAUGCCCUGCCACCUGCAGUCAGCCGGAACCUCUAGAAUGUUCUCUCGCCUGCAGUAUUGGCUGUUUCUGCAAAUCUGGGUACUACAGAGAUGAUGCAACAAACAAAUGUGUCACAUUGGAUAAGUGCUCCAUCAGUAAGUAACCGAUUUUAGGUAAUGC